Electrophorus electricus (electric eel) is the source of this 3777-nucleotide messenger RNA. The record is from RefSeq and is a predicted model, not a curated record. Lineage: Eukaryota; Metazoa; Chordata; Actinopteri; Gymnotiformes; Gymnotidae.
GGUGAAUAUGCAUGAGGUAGCAGGCUGGUGUGUGCUCAAACAGCUGCGUGUUUGGGAGAGAGAACACGAACCAGCGAGAGAAAGACACACGGAGAAGGUUAGAGGGAAAGAGAUCGAAACAGCGCCAGUGAGCCAGUGCAGCUGUGUUUGGGUCUGCAGCCAUGACGGGGUUGUGUUUGUGCGACUGGAUAUGAAACAGAACCACCAUGGCCAUGUCUCUGAGCGCAGACGAUGAAGACUACGACUCCGACACAGCCGAACAGCAGCGGCCAGCCAAUCGGCCCAAACCCAAAAUGGCUGCCACAGCAACGGCAUCCAUGGCAACCACAUCGUCCACAGCAACCGCCGUCAAGCUCCCGUCUAACCGGAGUUCUUCGGGGGCGCGGCGCAGGCGGACACGGUGCAGGAAGUGUGAGGCUUGCGUGCGUACAGAGUGUGGAGAGUGUCACUUCUGUAAGGACAUGAAGAAGUUCGGAGGGCCAGGACGCAUGAAACAGUCCUGUAUUAUGAGGCAGUGUAUCGCUCCCGUUCUGCCCCACACAGCGGUGUGUGUGGUGUGUGGUGAGGCUGGUAAAGAGGACACACUCGAUGACGAUGAGGAGAAGUUUAACGCAAUGCUAAUGGAGUGCUCCAUCUGCAAUGAGAUUGUUCACCCAAACUGCCUCAAGGUGAAGGACGCAGCUGGAGUCGUGAACGAUGAACUGCCCAACUGCUGGGAAUGUCCCAAAUGUAACUACGCUGGGAAGACAGGAAAAGCCUGUAAGCAAAAACGUGGUCCAGGGUUUAAAUACGCCUCCAACCUGCCGGGUUCCCUGCUGAGGGAGCAGAGGGGAGGGCGUGAUGGGCGGGAUGAGGCGGAACAAGCCGCCAUCGCCGCGGCUACAGCCCGGAGGAAAAGCGAGAGGGACGACGCCCCCAGACCGUCCCCAGAGGAGCCCGUGGCACGCCUCCCCCCACUGCUUACACCCAGGGACCUGCCCCGACCACGCCCCGACGUGCCCAACUUCCUCAGGAAGAAGAAAAAACUGUUUGAUGAUGAUGAAGAGGAAGACGAGGCUAGUGCUAAAAAGAAGCUCAAGAGGCCUUGGAGGUCUGAGGAACCUUUAAUUGCCCCAAUGAAGAUGGAGGAGGAGGAGCUGGAGGAGGAGCAAGAGGAGGAGACUAAACUCUCGCCCCGCCUCCUCGCCAAAAAGGAGGAGGAGACUAAACUCUCGCCCCGCCUCCUCACCAAAAAGGAGGAGGAAUCUAAACUCUCGCCCCGCCUCCUCACCAAAAAGGAGCUGAGCUCUAUCCGAAAACAGGAAGAGCAUGAACAAGAGAAAGAUGAGGAUGAGGAGGAGGAGGAGGAAGAGGGCGGCCUGCCUGUGCCGGCGUGCAGCCCCAUGCAGAAGAGCCUGCCACUGUGUGUGGAGAGCGACACGUCACAGUGCAGCUCCCCAAGGGCAGGGCCGAGCAGCGAGGGCAGCGAGGGUCAGGAGCGCGUACCCCGGGCGCGCGUGCGCAGGCCCCGUCGCCGGGCGCCCAGACGCCAGCUCGGCGCUGAGCUCAGCAAACAUCUGAACUUGGAGAUCCGCCGGACCGAGCUCUCACUGGCCAACGAGAACCAGCAGCCGCUUCAGAGCGAGCCAGAGGACAGCGAGAACGAGGAGCCCAAGAGAAGCUUCCGGAAUGGGGCAGCGGGGGGCGGAGCCGGGCCCGGGCCGGAGGUGGGCGGGGUCGGUGGCGAGAGGCCGCACCUUCGUGCACGUGAGAUGAACGGCACGGCCUGGGAGCUCCGGCACUUCUACCCCUCCCACAUCACCCCGCUGGGUUUGAACCGCAGCUCACCCACCCUGCGCCCGCCCCCGACACGCUCACCGCCAAAGUGUGUGCAGAUGGAGCGGCACGUGAUCCGGCCCCCGCCCAUCUGCCCACCACCUGAUAGGCUGCCACUGGCUGAUGGGCGGAGCCACGUGGCUCAGCGGGAGCUCUGGUUGGCUAUCUUCAGUUACCUGAGCCACCGUGAGCUGUGCGUGUGCAUGCGUGUGUGCCGGACCUGGAACCGCUGGUGCUGUGAUAAGCGUCUGUGGACCCGGGUGGAUCUAAGCCGCUGUAAGUCCAUCACUCCCUUGAUGCUGAGUGGUGUCAUACGCAGACAACCAGUCACACUGGACCUCAGCUGGACCAACAUCUCCAAAAAACAACUCAGCUGGCUACUGAACCGACUGCCAGGUCUGCGGGUGCUGCUCCUCUCUGGAUGCUCCUGGGUAGCUGUGUCAGCUCUGUGCACCUCCACCUGCCCCCUCCUCCGCACGCUGGACCUGCAGUGGGUGGAGGGUCUCAAAGACCCCCAGAUCAGGGACCUACUGUCGCCCCCUACAGACAAUAGGCCAGGUCAGAUAGACACGCGCAGUAAGCUGCGGAACGUCCUGGAUCUGUGUCUGGCGGGGCUGGACGUGACGGACGGGUCUCUGCGCCUCAUCAUUAAGAACAUGCCCCUGUUAGCACGACUCAACCUCAGUUACUGCAACCACGUCAACGACCAGUCCGUCAACUUGCUGACCGCCGCAGGGACCACCACCCGCGACUCGCUCACACACAUCAACCUGUCGGUGUGUAACAGGGUGACGGAUCAGUCUCUGAGCUACUUCAAACGCUGUGCCAACAUCUGCUGUAUAGACCUGCGCUACUGUAAGCAGGUGAGCCAGCAGGCGUGUGAGCGCUUCAUCGCAGAGAUGUCCGUCAGCGUCUCGUUUGGCCUGCGGGAAGACAAGCUGCUACAAAAACUGUGCUAGCCAUCACACCACGCAAGCACACACACACGCACACCCACUGAUGCAACACACACUGAUGCAGUCUGUCACGAGAUGGGACAUUGAGAGGGAUUCUGGGAGAGAGGCUCUCUUGCAGGGCUGUGCCUUUCAGCUCAGUGAGAUCUCCUCGUCUGGCCCAGUGGACUGAGAGGACAGACUGAUGGACAGUACUGUCCUGAUGGAGAUUUUCUGUGAAAAGGUGCCGUGACACUGUCUGUAGAAUGAACACACACACAAACACACACACACAAAGCACAUUCUUGUGUUCCUACCCAAACAAAAUCUUAAAAAAAAAAAAAAAAAAGACUGUACAAAUAAUGUAAAACUCAGAACUAUGUUCCUUCUCCUCAGUACUGCAUACAUCUGUUAUUUGGUGGGAUUUUUCUUUUUAUAUACUGUUUUUUUAAUCUUUGUUGUCUGAAAGUGUUUCUCUCAGUAUUGACUUCAUCAUUCUGCAUUUUCAUUCUCCACAUUUUUGCCUGUUCCUCGCUGGUGUUGACCUCUGACCCGGGGCCCAGAGAGCGUUUUUUAACGGGUGCCAUAUUCCCUGCGUUCUUCCCUGAGCACUCGGGGCGCUGGUGUCCACCCUGCCCUGAGGAUACAGAACUCUUCUGAGCUGAACGCAGUCUGUCGUGAAGAAGGAUUAUAUUUAGAUGGAAUUCUAUCCCUAGAACAAGAAAAAAUCUUAUUUAUGAAUAGCCGAAUUCCUGAGUUAAUUAGCUAGUUCUUUAAUGUUUUUGUAAGGUGCCCGUCAGAAAGACGCAGUCCCUCUGCUACUUCCUCACCAGUUACACAGUGUUUGUGUUCAUGAAGUUAUCAGGACUGGGACUCAUUCGGCCCACAGAUGGCUGGGUUUGGGCUGUCUCAGGGUUGGCCAGGGCGGGAGAACAGAGAUCCCAUGUGGUCCAAAGUGUUUGCCAACUCUAACACUUUAUGUAAAUUUGGCUAUUUAUAUUUGUAUGUAAUAAAAAACAGAAAAUCCUCA